This is a messenger RNA of Gossypium raimondii (Peruvian cotton), 650 nucleotides long. Its product is annotated as probable histone H2B.3. The record is from RefSeq and is a predicted model, not a curated record. Gene Ontology annotation, molecular function: structural constituent of chromatin; DNA binding; protein heterodimerization activity. NCBI's taxonomy places the organism in Eukaryota, Viridiplantae, Streptophyta, Magnoliopsida, Malvales, Malvaceae. Gene Ontology annotation, biological process: nucleosome assembly. The coding region runs from base 99 to 515 and encodes 138 amino acids. The transcript has a single exon. Gene Ontology annotation, cellular component: nucleosome.
CUCUAAACCCUCAAGUCACUCAUUCUCCAAUUCCUCGAGUUCUUUCAUUCCUGAUUCCGUUCUCAAAAAACCCUCGUUUUCCCCAUUCUUUAUAUCCUAUGGCUCCAAAGGUUGGUGAGAAGAAGCCCGCCGAGAAAAAACCAGCGGAAAAGGCUCCGGCGGAGAAGAGGCCAAAGGCGGAGAAGAAGAUCUCAAAAGAAGGCGGCGCAGAUAAGAAGAAGAAGAAGGUUAAGAAGAGCGUCGAGACUUACAAGAUUUACAUCUUCAAGGUAUUGAAACAGGUUCAUCCUGAUAUCGGGAUCUCGAGCAAAGCGAUGGGGAUAAUGAACAGUUUCAUCAACGAUAUCUUUGAGAAAUUGGCUCAAGAAGCAUCGAGAUUGGCUAGGUAUAAUAAGAAGCCGACGAUUACAUCUAGGGAGAUCCAAACCGCCGUUCGAUUGGUUUUGCCUGGUGAAUUGGCUAAGCAUGCCGUUUCUGAAGGAACAAAGGCGGUUACUAAGUUCACCAGUUCUUAGAUUUCUUUUUCUUUUUGUUUUGAGAUUGGAUUCUGAUUAGGGUUUCCGAUUUGGGAUUUUAGGGUUUUUUAAAUGAUGGUUUAAUAAUGUUCUUGAGUUGUAGGCCUUCGGAUUCAAUGAUAGUUGUUUUGAUUA